This is a messenger RNA of Solea solea (common sole), 6347 nucleotides long. Its product is annotated as APC membrane recruitment protein 1-like. The record is from RefSeq and is a predicted model, not a curated record. Gene Ontology annotation, molecular function: beta-catenin binding; phosphatidylinositol-4,5-bisphosphate binding. Gene Ontology annotation, cellular component: plasma membrane. Bases 482 to 3511 code for a protein of 1009 amino acids. Lineage: Eukaryota; Metazoa; Chordata; Actinopteri; Pleuronectiformes; Soleidae. The transcript has 2 exons. Gene Ontology annotation, biological process: regulation of canonical Wnt signaling pathway.
CAGUUCGGAGACGUCAUGAUCCAGCACUCAAGCGCUUGUGUAGAAAAACUCGUGAAAUAGUUAUACGUGGCUAAACUCGACACAUGUAUGUAGUUUCUGUGGAGCUGCCGCGGGUUGACUCUCUUUCUCUGUCUGUGUGUGUGUCUCUCUCUCCCUCUCUGUUGCUCGCUCUCAAACACACGUACACAAACCCUGGAGAAUGGGGCUGGCGUUGUGAGCUAGCACAGAAGCUAGCAGCUAGCUCCAGAUCUGCUGCUCCGCGGCCUGAGUGAAGCAGCUCUUACAGUAUCACCGUCUGCACGAAGCUAAAGUUAAAGGCACAGACUGUGAGACAGUGAGAGGAGAAGCAGUGUUGCACAUUUUGCCCACAACAGCUGCAUUCAUACCGGAUGAAGGGCAAAUUUCCUGCAACUAUCCAGCUGGCUGUUAAAAAAAAUUCAGCUAGUAUGCCCCCUGCUGGACUUUUGUAACUGUGGUAGCCAUGGCUUCUUGCAAGAUAGACGAACAACACAGAGACACGAAGGAUUUAGCUACUGGAUCCAGAUCACUUUCGCAAUGUAGCCCAGAGGACAUCAUAGAGGAGCUUCAGUCGGAUGUGUUGAACGCCACGGUGAAAUCUCAGAAGUCAGGAAGAUUUAGGAGGACUGCCCUGACCUUUUUUGGAGUCCGUAAAAGUAUCUGUAUUUUGCCAAAUUUUUUUGGAGGGCGGAGUAAAAAUCAGACUAAGAAAGGAAUCACCAAAAGCAAAACCCAUGAUGGGUUAAGUAAAGUUAGUCAGGAUGACAGUCUUGGAGGGAGGCUGUGCUCAGCUGGAGACUGUGAGUACCACAGCCAGAGGGACUCCUCUGGAGAGGCAUACGCAUGCUCUCACAGUGAAUGUAGUCAACCCAGUACUGAGCAGAAAUCACUGACUCUGGGCCGGCAGAAGAAAGGUCUGAGGAGUCUUUUUCAAAGUUUUAGGCACCACAGAAACCAUCGAAAUUCUGGAACGCAUAAAAGUGAAAUGAUUGCAAUGUCCUCUCCCCACUGCAAGAAAGAGGUGCCUGUUAUCCAGGAUAACACCAAUGAGUAUGUCACAGAGUGCCUGGGACCUGAACCUGACGUGCCUUUAGCAGAUGCUAUAUGUAAUAUUUCCAUUGAUCCUGAAUGUGAUGCUGAUGCUGUGGCAUCAGAUAAGAGUGAUGAGCAAGAAUGUCCAAAGUCUGAGCCUGAUGAUCAAAUGCAGGAAAUUAAUUUAAUGGCUGUAGUGUCCAGUGAUUGUGAGAAGAUGUCCAGAGGACACAGUGAGCCUCACCUUAAAGUCCAGAUGAUGUCUGAACCUUUAUUGAAUUCCGAGGCACUGUCUGUCUCAUCAGAUCAGCUCAACCUGAUUUUUGGAGACGUUGCUUCAUUAAAGAGUUUUGACUCACUCACUGGAUGUGGGGACAUUAUUGCAGAUCAAGAAGACGACAGCAUCACAGAGAGCACAGUCUCUGGGGAAAGGAGCAGAAAUGGAGGAAAGAGGGCCUCCUGCUAUCUGACUUAUCAGGGUGGUGGUGAGGAAAUGGCCUCACCUGAAGAUGUUGGCAACGAGUGUCAUGAUGUGUGGGAAAAUAAUACUGUGGAAGAAAUCUGUUGCUCCUGCAGUCACAACCACACAGAUAUGACUGAAGAGCUGACAAGCUCCCACAAUAUGGACUUAAUGAACAGUAACAGUGCACAACAGGCCACUGGCAUGGACACGUCUUCAAUUACUGAUGCUUUGACUCCUCAAAGUGAGCAUCAAGAAUCAGUCCCAAACAGUGAUGAGGGCUACUAUGAUUCAACUACCCCAGGGCCAGAUGAAGGUCAGGAAAAAACGGACAGACUGCAGACAGACAGACUACCCCGGGACAGUUACAGCGGUGAUGCCCUCUAUGAACUUUUUGCAACAGAUGAGAGUCUCAUCAGUCCACAUUAUGAAAACACAUCAAAACUUCCUGGUUCCAAACAAUGCGAAUAUUUAACCGAGUUGGUUAAUGUGACCGAUUCUGCCUUUGUUCCAGAAAUGGAUCGGUUACAAAUAAGUGCAGAACUGUAUGAAGUUAAUGACCUUCGAGAGAGUAGUAACUCCUCAGAUUUGGCACAAAACCUGGGUGGUCGACAGGAAAUCAGCUUGAAUGCUGAAAGUAAUUUCAAUUCAAAACCAAAUUUUUCAAGCAACAAGAAUAAUGUAGAAUCAGGUGUGUUUGGUGAAAAGGGAAAUAUGCUUGCUUCCACGGAAAAGAGGACACCACUCUUUAAUUCUGACUGUGAAAAAAGCCACAGCAGCAUAACAUUCGGAAACGCAUCAGAACCUGAUUUUGAAACAUUUUGUGAACCCAAAGAGCAAGACCUUGAGGAAAACAAGCCUGUGGCAUUACCCUACAGAAAUAUCAGUCCUCAGUCUCCUGAUUGCAACGAUUUGGAUGAUGGGCAAACUGUUUGUUUCUCCCAAGCACUUGAGGACUAUACGAAACACUCUCAGAUGCUGAGCAACUUGCACAACAGUGUAGAUGAUUUGGGUACAAACUCCGCCUUCACUCCAAAUAUGGAGGCCUUACCUACCAUAGUUACAUUUGAUGUAGUAGAUAUGCAUAAUGAGGGUGAAUAUGAUGAACACAUUCACAUGGAACUGGAAGAGGACAUUUCAUCGCCCUAUCAGGAGUUUGAAGAAAGCUACCUACAAAAAGAUGCAUUUGCUGAAUUUGACUGUCAAAUGUUAGACCUGUACGAACAGAAUCUGGUCAGUAAUACGUGGGCAGUUGCUAGCCUCCCACGGCACCUUGGCCUAAGAGUCGGCCAGUCCAUGCCUAAUCCACUGUCUCUAGACCGGAGAAGUAGAUCUCUUGACACAGAGAGCCUUGAGCAGACCUUGUCUGACACGUACAGAGAGGAGAGAACUGAUACUGUUUCAUGUCCUCAAACUGAAAAUGACCCUGAAAGAGACUCCUCACCACAUUACAAAAAGAAUGUACAUGCGUCUGCAUCAGAAGUUAAAGACUCUAGCAGCAUGAUGUCCUUAUCAUGGCAACCAAGGUCAGACAUGUCUUUAAACCUUCCUUUGGCGAAGGGGGAAAUCACUGAAAAAUUACAGUGUGUUAGUCAAGCCCAUGUUAAACAUAAAAUAUAUUCAAAUCCAUCCAGCAUUGACUUCCCUCAUAGUAAAUUGCAACGUGUGUCAGAUAGAGUGUCCUGUGAUUUACAGAGUACAGAGCUUUACAAUAGACAGGGUGAACCUUUGCAAUCAGGUUCUUGUUUACCUCAUAGCACCUUUGUUUAUCCUAGAAUGGUAGAGGAGGGAUCAGAAGAAGUUACCACUAAUUUGCAGUCCUACAGCCCGUGUGGUAAAAGCAGACAAGUGGCAAACAGGGAAGGAUUAUGUCGCACUCGGAGUCUCUUAAAUACAAGUGUGUCAAAAGAUGAAAUGGCUGUCCCCGUUGAGACAAGGACAGCCAGGGAUGUUGUCUGCCCUUUGGCAUGCAACAAAAUCCCUGAAACAACCUUUAACUAAAAGGGGUAUUAAUCAUGACAUUAAAGUCAUUCUUCAGGCUUUUUGAAGUGUGGUUGCACAAGGUACUGACACAUUGUCUGCCCCCCCCCUGCACCAGGAACCAGCCUCAGACAUGGACACUCGCUGUCAGUGAAAACAUGGUUGCCAGCAGGGACAAAAGGAAAAACUGAUUUCAGCCACUUGCCUAAUAACUCACUGUUGGACAGAUUUAAUCAGCAGGCAAAUCAAGAUUCAUUUUAAUAAACUGCUCACUAGCCUGCACCAAAGUCUAUUGAGAAAAUCAUUGAUUUUACAUCACAGCACACAGGAGUUGUUGAUCAACAUCAGUUAGUUCAAAUGUGUUAUUUCUGGAUGUGUUAAAAAUCCUUUGUUAAGAUUUACCCAGGUGGCACAGUCUGACCAAACAAAGCAGCAGUAGACCAGCAGCCCCUGUGUCCCCAUGAGCUAAAAACACUGAUUUUCUCAAUAGGCUUUGGUACAGAGUCUGAGCUGUUUUCAAACGUCUGUUUCCAGGCAGAAAGGGCUCUCUAACAGAGAGAAAUAGUGGCAAACAUACUUACGAUAUUAAGUAUGUUUAAGUAUAUAUAAACCUGUGUCUCAAGCUUGUUCAUGGUGCAGGGGGAACUAUCUGACCUUAUACGACCACAUUUCCAACAAUUUAAUUAAAUAUUCCUUUAAGAUCACGUCUAUGUGCCAAUGAGUGCUUUAAUGUUACAUCCAGUGGAGUAACGUUGCUUCCUUUUACCUGUAAAACUUAUUCCAGGUUGUGAUAGAUACACUGUGAUAGAUGGGACACAAGUUCAAAUUUUAGACUAUUCUCUAAUCAUUUGUGCCAUCAUGCUGUACCAGCUCUGCUGUCCUGGGAGGUUGAAAGGGAUUGUAUUUAUUUGCACAGUAACAGUUGCUUGUGUCACACAGAUCGCGUACAUUUCAGUCCAUUGAAUGUAUUUAAGGCAGUAAUAGUUGAAAAUGUUCAUAGAUUUAUCUCAAGUGACUGAAUAUUGUUUUUGUUAAUCAUACUGUAUGUAGCCUCAGUCAUCCAGGUCUGGACAGUCUUGUCACACUUGGGUAUUUAUUAGCCCUGUUUCUAUAGCAAAGCCACUUGCCUCUAUACACAUGUACAGUGUGGCUGCUUUAAUUGCCAGAUUAUGUUGGUUUUACUCUUUUCUUUUUUUUUUUUUUCAUGACCUUUCUUUGCCCACGCUUAGGAAACGGAAAGAGAAGAAAAGAUGUCACGGUGGGAAAUGUCAGUUCAUACACAGGAAUAUCUUGAUCCAUUUCAGUGGACAUUUUUGCAUGGAAAAGUAAGAAAGAUCUAAGUGUUCUGAUAACAUUAAAGGGAUAAUUUAGGGUUAUGUGUGGUUGUAUCAGGUAAAUUGACACAAAGUCAGCCCUGUCCCUUAAAAUGGCCAGCAGAGACUUGAGUGAAACCAGCUUGUAGCCACUUAACAAAAGGCCCAUAUAUUAAAAUCUAUUCCUGCUUAACUAUGACAUUUGAGGACAUAUUUCCCACUUUAUGUCACUGUUAGACAACCUUUUCGGACUGAAAAUGUAUUAUUCUGUUUUUUAAACACACACUCCCUGCAUCUAAGUCCAUAGAGGAGUACACACUCCAUCUCAUCUCAUUCAGAUUUGACAAAGUCACACAAAUUUACCAGAUGAGGCAGCAGUACAGCAGCCCCUUUACAAAUUUGAAUUUUUACAGAAAAGGCUGUGUAACAGCAUAGAUUUUUGUUAAAUGGUUAAAAUCAGUUUUACCUUCGGUCCCUGCUGGCAGCCAUUUUUUUUGGUGAGAGUGAGCAUCACAUCCACGUCUUGCUUCCCAUUUGUAGUCGAAACUCGGAAUUUCCGGAACUCUGAUUUCCAACUCAGAAACUGAACAACCACACAUUCCUGUGCCAAGAUGGCUGCCACCACACAAAAACUGCUUAUUUUACCAUUAAUAGCACUUAUGUUGUUUUACAAUAAAUUAGUCGUACACAUAGUUGACUUCUUGACUGGAACACCGUGAACAUUCCGACUUUAAAGUGGAACGCAGCAUUAAGCUGGUUCCUGGCAGAGGGGCUACGUGCAAUGUAGUCAGUGUCUGCCAUGAAAAAAGGCAGAUGGAGAACAUGUCUUAAUGUCUUUAUGAGGUUUAUUUGUUAUGACAUUUGGCUCAAUCUCAAAAUGCCUGAUGGGAAAUCUACACGAAGUCUGUACUUUAGUGAUUAAUGUUUUUAGUAUUUCUUGUUUGUUCAGCACAUUUCAUAGGCAGGAUCUUUGUGAAUGAAAGUGCUUUAUCUAAGUCAGUGAAGAAACAUCUAUGGAACAACCAGAUUGAAAUACCUAUAAAAUGUUACCCAAAAAAAAUCAAAGGAGAAAAAUGUUAACUUUCAUAAUUAUUGUAUUUUUUCCUCGCUUGAUGAGCCAAUUUGGCCUUACUGUGGCUGCUGAAUUAUGAUUUUUUUUCUUUUAACUGUAAAGUGCUGAAUUCUUCACUCCAUUAAUAUGUUACUGUCAAGCUUACGGAGUGAGCAAUUUCAUUGAUUUUAUGAAAAGAUAAGCUUUUAUUUUCACAUUGUAUCAUUUUUUGUUAGGAAUAUACUGUUUGGUCAGAAGUUAAACCGUCACAAUGUAGUUUUCUUUAUGGUGUAGUAUUGAAAAUGUUAGUACAUGUAUUUAUAUUCUUAGCUACUUAUACACUGCAAUAAUGCAGUCAGAAUGGGUAUUACAAAUUGGUAAUGUUCUUUUUGAUUGUUACAUUACAGGAUUCUUAUUGAAAAUUUGUUACAGUUUUGUUGGAGUAGAACACUGCCUUACACUAAAAUAAAAAUGACAAGUCAUAGUUUCAGAA